Molecule: messenger RNA, 1759 nt
Organism: Anopheles stephensi (Asian malaria mosquito)
Lineage: Eukaryota; Metazoa; Arthropoda; Insecta; Diptera; Culicidae
Product: TGF-beta-activated kinase 1 and MAP3K7-binding protein 1-like
Exons: 4
Coding region: 168-1541 (457 amino acids)
Biological process (GO): protein dephosphorylation
Molecular function (GO): protein serine/threonine phosphatase activity
Source: RefSeq, a predicted model, not a curated record
UUUAUCGACAAGUAAACAAACUGGGUUGUUCGAUGACUGGCGGUCCAUUUUGGAUUGGAGCUUUUUUGGGAUGACCGUGUAAAUGGUGAUAAUUUGUUUGUAUAAACUUACAGCUGAACGCACUCGAAAAUACGGCCCGCAGCAUCUCGAGAGGUAGAAGCAUAAGGAUGGAGUCUAUGCAAAACAACAACAGGACGAAAUCGUGGACGGAUGAUCUUAAAGUGUGCAAUCAGACGGGUGUGGGGGAAGCCAUAAAUCAAAUUUAUAAGAACGAUGGCCGUCGAUGCGAGGGCUAUGAAUCGCGUGACAAGAAAUGUCUUUGCAUAUCGGACAACACCUCCCUCUAUGCAAUACUGUCUGGUCACAAUGGUGUGACGGUUGCCGAAAAUGCGCUUCAGGAAAUCGCUGCCGAACUGUUGCUGGGUCCGUUAAACUCCUGCAACACGGACGAAGCAGUCAAGGACCUCAUCCGCCAAUCGUUGAUGUCGGUGGAAAAGAGUUACUUUGACUCGAUUAACCCGCACGUGGCCACGAAGACCGCUAUUCAGUUUCACCUCUCGGAGGACGGCAUGAAUCAGUACGAAAUAUCGCAACAGUUUGAAAAUGUGCUGCAGAAACUCGACUCACUUAAUAUCGCGCUGUCCGUCGGUAGCAGUGCGGUGCUGGGAUUUAUUCACCAGUCGCAGCUGUACCUGUGCAACAUUGGCAAUUGUCGGGCGCUGCUAUGCAAAACGGAUGAGCACGAUACGCUGACGGUGACGCAGCUAAGCGUUGAUCAUAAUUUGCUUAACGCCGAGGAAGCGGCUCGCCUGUUUCGACUGGGGCUGAUGGCGCAAAACUUCGAAGGAGUUCCAUUGUACAGUACACGGUGCAUCGGUAACUAUCUUGGCAAGGCGGGCUACAAAGAUUGCAACUUCCUGUCGAGUGCUUCCGCCGAACCGGUAAUUUUCGAGCCUGAGAUCGUUGGAGGUAUACAGAUUACACCGGCCUGUCGGUUUCUGGUACUGAUGUCGAGUGGGCUUUGUCGCGCAUUGGCUGACAUUUUCCCCGGCGACGUAUCGACGGGUAACCGGGAGCUAGUGCGUAUGAUUUCGGAAGAGUUUCAAAACCAAUCUACACUCGGUGGGGUCGCCCAGUCGGUGGUACAUCGCAUCGUGCAGGCGCAUCACGAUACGUACAUGCAGCUAGUCGAGGAGCAUAAGCCCCUUACGUUCAACAGCCGGGACGAUGUGACUUUGCUGAUACGAAACUUUAACUAUUCACUACCGAAGGCUUUUGUGAAUCGCAAGAACGGGAAUCGUAGCUUAAACUCCACCACAUCGUUCAGCUCUACCAGCUCGGAUGCAACGCCUACGGAUGGAAACUAUUCUACCAUUCAUACCAACAUAUCGGUGACGAGUUCAAAUAUCUCGCAACCCGGCGGUAAUCCUUAUGACACGAAUCUACGCAUUCGUCCGCACGUUGAUUUUAGCGAUUUUUACAAACGUGUUGAGGAGGCCCGAAAAUGUGGCACUUUACCGCCAAACAUAGAGUUUGAUUAACAUCCGUGUGUUAAAGCUUUAUUGUUUUAUUAUUUUAACCAUACAUGAAGUUAACCAGAGUUGCAACAAUGAAGUUGUUCUAUUACAACAAAUAUAUUUAAAAAAAUGUAAAAUAAUCGGAACAAUCUUUCCAAUAUCCCAUGUUUUCUAGACUAGAGCUUUAUGCCGUCGGUUGCCCUUUAUAUUUAAUUAAAUAUAAUUUAAAAAAAACGCUCAAA